CGGGGCGCCCGGCUUCCGCCCUUCCCGCUUCCGGGAGUCCUCGGCUCUGCGGAGCGCCCGGCGUCGGGGCACGGUGGCGGUGGCGACGACGGCAGCCCAGUGGCGGGGGCUCGGCCCCGGCUUGCCCCACCGCGCCGGCGGCACGGCGCCAGGCGCAGCUCUGAGGGCAGCGGGGCCGCCGCCGCUGAGACAUCUAACUCAAGGUUUUGUGCUGCAGCCCUGCUCCAAAUGCCACAUUGUGAUUUCCAGAAGUUAACCACUAAAAUUUUCAAGCUUUGAGAUUACAUCAGAUAUGACUAUGUGAAUAGCCUAGGAUAGCCCAAAGGAAGGCCAUGAUGUCAGAAUAGCAUACAAAACAUUUGUGAGGGCAAGGCCAGAAAACCAUGCAGUCAUCAGGGCACAGAUUCCGUGAUGUUGAGCACCACCCGCUUCUUGCUGAAAAUGACAGCUACGAUUCAUCUUCCUCAGAGGCCGACAUGGCAGAGAGGGUUUGGUUCAUCCGAGAUGGCUGUGGUAUGGUCUGUGCUAUAAUGACGUGGCUUCUGGUUGUCUAUGCAGACUUCGUAGUGACUUUUGUCAUGUUGCUGCCUUCCAAAGACUUUUGGUACUCUGUGAUCAACGGUGUUCUCUUUAACUGCUUGGCAGUACUAGCUUUGUCAUCACAUCUGAGAACUAUGCUAACUGAUCCAGGGGCUGUACCCAAAGGAAACGCCACUAAAGAAUACAUGGAUAAUUUGCAACUGAAACCAGGAGAAGUGAUCUACAAAUGUCCAAAGUGCUGUAGUAUCAAACCUGAACGUGCACACCAUUGCAGUAUUUGCAAACGAUGUAUUCGAAAGAUGGAUCACCACUGUCCAUGGGUGAAUAAUUGCGUGGGGGAGAAAAAUCAGAGAUUUUUUGUUCUGUUUACGAUGUAUAUAGCCCUAAUUUCAGCUCAUGCGCUCGUACUGUGUGGGUUUCAGUUUUUCUCCUGUGUCCGAGGGCAGUGGACUGAAUGCAGUGACUUCUCCCCACCUGUAACUGUGAUCCUGAUGAUCUUCUUGUGCCUUGAGGGUUUUCUGUUUCUCACGUUCACUGCAGUUAUGUUUGGCACCCAAAUCCACUCCAUAUGCAACGAUGAAACGGAGAUUGAAAGACUGAAAAGUGAAAAGCCAACAUGGGAGCGGAGACUACGUUGGGAAGGAAUGAAAUCUGUCUUUGGGGGUCAGCCUUCUCUCCUGUGGAUCAAUCCUUUUGCAGGAUUUCGAAUCAGGCGACUUCUACUCAGAGCAAAGAAAGGAGGACCUGAGUUUUCUGUUUGAGUCUAAUUAUGCUGGAACUUGCAAGAAUACUAUAUAAUAUUUAUUUGGGGCCAGAAAAGGCUGUCUACGUAUAAUCUGUGACCAGGUGAAACUGAUACCGGACAUUUGCUUGUAGCAAGCAGAGUUUUAUACGUUUAUCGUCACAGACAUCUCAUUAACUUUCAGAGACGUGAACUGGAUCUGUAAUGGUCUUAACAGCAAGAUAACAAAGGAAAAGCACGUGCUCACACUAAAGAAGCCAAAUGUUGUCAUGCUACUGUAAUUUAUUUUAGGAGAUUAAUUACCCAUUUUUGUUAAACCCUUUUUAUUUGAUAAAUGUUGGGGAAUUACCUGUGUGUUUUUAUAAAAAAGUAUAUACUUAGUGCAGUUGUCAAUCAUAAGGAGGAGCGCUAUGGUGAAAGUUGAUCUCAAAUGAGACCUAGCCUUCUAAAUCCGGUUUUCAGGGAAUAGUGGGGUUUGUUCCGUUUUUAAUUUAUAUUUCAGUUUGUCCUAAUAAACAGAGCUGUACUCUCGUGUCCCACUUCAGGCACACAUUCCUCAUAUGCAAGUGAUUCAAAGGACUGGUGCACACAACAGCAUAACACGUCAGAGGCACUAUUACACCCCAGCCAAAUGUCUUCCCAGGCUCACAAAAGCACGUCUUGUGUUUGGCGGUAUUAAUCUCACGUGGCAUUUAGGUAAGUUCUACAUCUUCAGGAAACAACACGUUUAGCCGACGUCUGUGGGCCAAGUCGUGCCCUCAGGUAUGCAUCUCCGAUUCUUAACGCAUUGAUUCUAGAGGAACUCAAGUGUAGGUCUUUGAGGAUUAUAUUUAGUCCUCUGUGCAGGGGUGAGUGGGACCGGUGACUGUAUCCUCCUGCGUGAGAUGAAAAUGAAUGUACCGCGGAUUGGAGUAAACUAACUGAAAACAGUUGUCUUCGUAAGCUCUUGCUCUGCCCCUUUUUUUUUUUUUAUUGUACAGACUUUGCGUAGAAGGAAAGCUGUUAACUUCAUGAUCCCUUGAACAAAGGCGUGAGAGGAAUGAGGGAGGUUGCCUCUUUCUCAAGUACAGCAGAUCUUAAAUGUAGAAGUAUCUGCGAUAGAAGAGAUUAUUUUGAAUUUAACCGUUUUCCAACCAAAACUACUUUCAAGAAUCGAGAGCAAUAUAGUUCUAGAACUGCUUUAUGUGGGCCUGACAAACAACAGUAGUGCUAAGAAAUGUUUAUAAAUCUGCAGGUAAUGAAAUACAAGCUGCAAGUAAUGAAAUUCAGCUAAAAGUGGAUUCUUUAAAAAUUCCAUUUAGACUAUUUUUUAUAUUAUUGUUAAUCUGUUCUAUAAAUUACUGACAAUAUAAAGGAUAAAGCAGGAGCCUUGAUGCAUAGCUUGAAAUCGUGCCUAGAAAGUAAAUAGCUCCCUGUUCUGGGACUUGCCUUAAAAUUGUCCUGUUCGUGCUUUUGCUUUGCCAGUAGCACUGAGGAUCUGUCCCACCUCAAGCAGUUCAACGUGCUGAAGAAUCUUGCGUUAAAAAGUUUACGUACUACGGAAGCUAUACUUUCUUUUUUUUCAGUGACCUGCUUCUCCAUUUCUUCGUAACUGUUUGUGGCAUCCCGAUUCCAGCUUCGUCGGGUUUUAUACCAUUGCGGGGGGUGAGAUUACUAAGGGAUCCAUUUGUUAUCUAUGGCCCUGCGAACAAAACUGUGCAAUACGAUGUAAUAUGUUCACUUUGCUUGGGGGCGACAAUGUGUAACGCUGGACGGUUUCUAGGUGGACGCGUCUGAUGAAAUUGCAGUCAAACGAACAAAACCGAUGUCUCGUGUAACUGAGGGGGAAGUUGGAAGUUCCACAAGGAUCUCUGCGCGCUCAGUUGCACACCUUAAAGAUUGGGAAGAAAGGUGUCUGGCUUUGUCAUGAGGCUCUUAAUGUGUAUAUUGUUUAAUAAAAUAUCCUGGUGGAAAUCAGAAAAUAUCACUUCAAGCGGUUGAACCCUGUGACUUAGCAAGUGUGUGCGUGUGUGAAAUCAGGUUUACUUGGCUUUUCAAACCCUUGUUACGUUGUAAUUUUUUUUAAUGUAAAAAAUAAAGUAAUGAAUUGAAGUCUUAGUUGAUUAACUGCUGCUCUAUAUGUCACUUUUUUUUGCACAGGCACGUGCAUACUCACAUACGUUCAGGUUACAACAACUUCAGGGUAAUGGUCUUGCAUCCUUUGGCUUGUAACUUGUAUGUGCGCAUGUAUCAAGUAACAGAUGGUACUGCUCCAAAUUGAAGAUGCUACUCUGCUUAUGAAGGGUUUUAAGCUAUGCUAACUGCUCGUUUCUCUGCACAAAUGGUGACUUUUUCCACUAAUUCUGUAGCUCUGGGUACAAAGACAGCCAAUUAUGCAGCAGCAGUUCAGGUAGUUGUCGACAGGGAACAACUGACCCAAGGAGGGUGAGGGCGAGGAGCAAACAAGGUUUACAAAGGCAGGAAAGGAUGGAGAGCCUGGAAACAGUUUAUUUCCCGUUUGCAACAAUUCUAAAAAAAAUACUUUGGUACCUUUCCUGGGUGUAAUAUCGCACUUUUGUAUGCUGUUAUUUCUACGGAGAAAAUAGCUCCAGAUACAUUCCUGUAAACUUUGUGCCACUUCUGCUUGUAUUUUGGAGCAGGUUGAUGGUUUGAUUAUAUUUGUAUGCCGCAACAGUUAGGCUGUUCUGUGCUUACGUGUAUUUUAGGGAAGACCUUGUUUACUCUCCAUCCGGAACAGAGGUCUCCGCAGAUGGAUCCUGUUAAUUUAUCUCACUUUUGUUUUCUUGUUUAAUUUCUAGUAGUAAUGUCAGGUGGUUUCAUGAACCCUUUUCUGAAGUCGUAGACAGCAGCAGUGACAAGCCAGAAUUCAUUUAUGGACUUCUUUAUGGCUAUCCUGUGUGGAAAUGUUGUUUUUCUGCGAUUGUUCUCACUUCUUUCUGUUGGCGCUGUGUUAACAUGGGAAUGUAUUCAAUGCUAUUGGAGAGAGAGAAGUGGCGUAAGAGCUUUUGAAAUACAGAAAUUGGACUGUAAAAUGAUUCUUGGAUCUUUUAAUAACACUAAGUGAAAUGCACCAGCACUGCAGUUGUGUAUAUUUAUUUUUUUAAGUGUUAUU
This is a messenger RNA of Chroicocephalus ridibundus (black-headed gull), 4394 nucleotides long. RefSeq names its product zinc finger DHHC-type palmitoyltransferase 7 (gene ZDHHC7). Gene Ontology annotation, molecular function: protein-cysteine S-palmitoyltransferase activity. The record is from RefSeq and is a predicted model, not a curated record. Lineage: Eukaryota; Metazoa; Chordata; Aves; Charadriiformes; Laridae. Gene Ontology annotation, biological process: protein targeting to membrane; peptidyl-L-cysteine S-palmitoylation. Gene Ontology annotation, cellular component: Golgi apparatus; endoplasmic reticulum. The transcript has 9 exons. The coding region runs from base 384 to 1301 and encodes 305 amino acids.